Molecule: messenger RNA, 452 nt
Organism: Hyphopichia burtonii NRRL Y-1933
Lineage: Eukaryota; Fungi; Ascomycota; Pichiomycetes; Serinales; Debaryomycetaceae
Exons: 1
Coding region: 6-443 (145 amino acids)
Source: RefSeq, a predicted model, not a curated record
AAAAAAUGAAAUUCGCUACCUUUUUAACUGCUGCUGCUGCUUUAUUAUCCUAUUCCAAUGCUUUCACCUUAAUCGUCAAAGAUGACGGGUCAGAAUACGAUGGAUUACACUUAAGUAGCUACCCGGAUGGUACUAACUACGGUCCUGUGUUCUUGUCCGACAACAAUCCAACUGACUUCACUUAUGAAGGAACACUUAACGUGACGGAUGAUGAAUCUGCUGCUCUUGGAGUCUACCAAAAUCAAGUUGAAAUUGGAGCCCGUGCAGACACAAAAGUUUCACUUCACAAUCAUGUUUUCACUUACAAUGGCACCUCCGAUUGCUUCAGAGCUUGUACCGAAGUUACUGCCUACCAACCUGGACCAUUUAUUCUUUUCUCAAAAGACGAAGAAUAUUUUGCAGGCAAGGGAUGUACUCCAAUCAGACUCGAGGCUGCUUGGUAAAUUUUUUUU